AUGAAUAUAUAUUCGCGAUUCUUGAGUAGAUAUUACUUUGGUACAGUGAAGAUCUUCAGGUUGCCUGAUUUGGGGGAAAGUAAAUUUUAUACUGAUUUUAGAGAUCAAGGAGGCAACAAUAAAAAAAUGGCAUGUUAAGAUAGGAGAUCACGUAAAUGAAGUACGUCAUUUUUUGAUAAUAGUUCGAUCCUAUUGCGGAUGUUUCAACAGAUAAGAUGUUCACUCAAAUUCCAAGUAAUUACACAGGGAAGGUUCAUAAAUUGUUCCAUUAGGAAGAGGAAACUUGUUUGGUGGGUGGAGAUUUCUUAGAGAUUGAGAUAGAAUCUGAUAAUCAAUAAUCAGCAGCAUCAGAGACUCAUCAUCAUUCAAUUAAAUAAGAAGAUUCAAAGCAAUAAGAAAUUCAUUAAACAAUCCAAACAAACAAUACAACCUCUGUAUUAUUAGAUGAAUUUAUCUUAGAAUCACAAAUUGGCUACACCUGCAGUACGUCAUUUGGCUAAGCAAAAGGGAAUCGAUUUGAGCAAAGUUUCAGGCAGUGGCAAAGACGGAAGAAUAUUGAAGACAGAUCUUGAAAAGGAUAAAUAAUCUCAAAAAGAACAACCAUCAUCAUCAACUAAAAUUAACAUUAAAAGUGAAUCCACAUCAACGGUCAUCAAAAUGUCUGAUUUUUAGAAGGGAAUGCAAAAGUCAAUGACUGAGGCCAAUUCCAUUCCUCAUUUAUACUUAAAAGAAGAAGUCGAUCUCACAGAAUUAGCAUAAAUGAGAGAAUAAUUGAAGAAAGAAAAGAACAUCACAUUCAUGACUCUACUCAUUAAAUCAUUUUCAUUGGCAUUGGCCAAAUAUCCAAUAUUGAAUUCUACAUAUGAUCCCACUAAGCAAUUCGAAUACACAUAACAUUUAUCACAUAAUGUCUCUGUGGCUUUAGACUCUCCUAAAGGUUUAGUGGUUCCAAAUAUUAAAAAUGUAUAGAAUCUAUCAAUUAGUUAAAUUCAAGAUGAAUUGAAUAGGUAACUUCAAUUCUUAUUAAUGAAUAGAUUACGAACCUUAGGAGAAAAGGGAUAGUUGAGUUUUAAUGAAUUAUCUGGGGGCACCAUAUGUUUGAGUAAUAUCGGUACAAUUGGAGGUACGUACACUGGUCCACUCAUUUUGGCCCCAUAGGUUUGCAUUGUUGGAAUUGGUAGAUUGAUGACUGUGCCUAGAUAUGAUGCUAAAAUGAACAUAGUUCCAAGGAAAAUUGUACUUUGAAAUCUUUAUUGUAUUUUAGAUGAACCUAAGUUUCGGUUGUGAUCACAGAGUGAUUGAUGGUGCAACUGUGGCUAGAUUUAACAAUGUUUGGAAAACCUAUUUAGAAAAUCCAACAUCUAUGUUUAUUCAUCUUAAAUGAUUAUUAAAUUAAGG
Paramecium octaurelia is the source of this 1398-nucleotide messenger RNA. The record is from the annotation of a GenBank genome assembly. Lineage: Eukaryota; Ciliophora; Oligohymenophorea; Peniculida; Parameciidae.